AUGGAAGUCAUAGGUUUAGACAGGCUUUAUGCCACUGGUCAGAAGGAAGCUAUAUCAAUUAAUUUCAAUAUUUUUAUUGAAGAUCCAAGUCUAAAGGUUACUGACGCGGCAUUGUAUCAAAGCUUAUCUGUUUUUCCACUUGUUCGGAACUGCAUCUGUGGAAAAGAGCCAUACGAUUCUGCAGCUUCUCAAGAGAAUUAG
Messenger RNA from Arabis nemorensis, 201 nucleotides. NCBI's taxonomy places the organism in Eukaryota, Viridiplantae, Streptophyta, Magnoliopsida, Brassicales, Brassicaceae. The record is from the annotation of a GenBank genome assembly.